GGGGCUCUGCCCUCAUCUACUCUGUCUCCCCUCGGCGUGGGGGGCUCGGGGGGACUCCCCCAACCCUGCCUGCCGGCCAUGCCUCCUCCCCCCUCCUCCUCCUCCUCCUCCCUCCAGCUGGGCUCCGGGGGCCCUCUACCCUCCUCCUCCUUCAUGGGGGGCCUCGGGGAGGCGGCGGGCGGCGGGGGUAGCUCCUCCAAGGCUCUGGACGAGAAGUUCCCGUUCUCCUCUCAGGACAUCGCCAUGGCGGAGGACGUGCUCGCUCAGAUGGCGCAGAUGGCCGGGGACAGGAAGGGAGGCAUGGCCUCGCUUUCUUCGUCGUCUUCAUCCCCGUUUGGCGGUGGCUCGUCGGAUUCCGGUCUCGGGGGCUCUGCGCCACCGCCUCUUUCCCAGCCGUCUGCGUCUUCGUUGUCAUCAUCGUUGUCAUCAUCCUCCUCAUUGCAGAUCCCGCCGUUAUCUUCAGACAAUCUCUUAGGCAGCAAUAUCAACAGUGGCAGCAGUAACAGCAGCAGCAGCACUUCCGGUGUGGCCUCAACUAGCGUCGGUGCGGCCAGCAACCCACCACCACCACCUCCGACCUGUCUAGCAGGCAGCAGCAGUAGUAGUAGUAAUAAUAACAACAGUACAGUCGCAGCCUUAUCAUCUUUGUCGUCGGCGCUAUCAUCAUCAGCCUCAUCCUCAUCAUCUUCUCAACAGCAGCAGCAGCAGCAGCAAGGGCGCCUCACCCCCAGUGGUCAGGGAGCCCGUGCGGCCACGCCCAGCUCGACUUCCGUACAUUCCUCCUCCCCGCAGGGCUCCACGCGGGGCGACGGCGCUGAGAGUAACAACGAGGACGAGGAUGACGAGGUCGCGGGGGGCGGGGGAGGUCACCACCACCACCACAAGGACUCCAGCGGCAGCAGCAGCAGCAGCAAGUACUCUCAGGACAUCUUCACCGUCUCCGCCACCAAGGAGCUGGGUCUGGUGCUCAAGCGCAGCUCGGUGGACGCCUCCCUCCUGCAGAAGCCUGUCAAGCCCGCUGUGGUCACGCUGGAUGUCUCCAUGGCCGGCGGCCGCAUCAUGGAGCUGACCAAAGGUCAAGGUCUGGUCCACCGCAGCCUCAGCAGCAUCCUGGGCGAGGACCACCCUCCCCCACACCCACCGCCCGCCCCCACACCCGCGCUGCCCAAAGACUCGCUCAACCCACCCACGCCCAGUGUCUAUCUGGACAACAAGAAAGAUGCCUUCUCCAUCCAGCUGCAGCAGUUCUGCCACCAGCAGCCGGUCGUCGUUAUACGAGGGAUUGCCGGGGCACUCAAACUAGAUUUAGGUUUAUUUUCUACCAAGUCACUAGUUGAAGCCAACCCUGAACACCCCGUGGAGGUCAGAACACAGUUAUUGUGUUGCAAGUCCCGUAAAACACUACUGAAAACUAAACUUCUCCUCUCGUCUCUCUCGUCCAGGAAAAAGUUCAAGACGAUUAAGUUUGGCACCAACGUGGAUCUCUCGGACGAGAACAAAUGGAGGCCACAGCUUCACGAGCUGACAAAGCUUCCGUCGUUCUGCCGCGUGGUGUCGGGGAACAACAUGCUGAGUCACGUGGGGCACACCAUUCUGGGGAUGAACACCGUGCAGCUGUACAUGAAGGUGCCGGGACUGUGAGUGGUUCUCUGUGCCCGAGCAGUACUGGGGCGUCAUACAGGACAUGUGUGAGAGGAACAGCGUGAACUACCUGCACGGCUCGUGGUGGCCCAUCCUGGAAGAUCUUUACGAGGAGGACGUCCCCGUCUACCGUUUCAUCCAAAAACCUGGCGACCUGGUGUGGAUCGGGCCGGGCACCGUCCACUGGGUGCAGGCCAUUGGCUGGUGCAACAACAUCGCGUGGAACGUGGGCCCGAUCACGUACCGCCAGUACACGCUGGGCGUGGAGCGCUACGAGUACAACAAGCUGCAGAGCUACAAGUCCAUUGUGCCCAUGAUCAGCCUCUCCUGGAACCUGGCGCAGAACCUCGGAGUCACCGACAUCAAAAUCCACGAGGCCAUCAAGACGACCUUAAUGCGGUCGCUGCGCCAGGUACAGAUGACUUUGGACUUGGUGGAAGAGCUGAAGAAAGAGGUCAAAUGGCACGGGCGGACGACAGAAGAGCCGGCUCAUUACUGUGAAGAGUGUGAGGUGGAGGUGUUCAACAUCCUGUUUGUGACGGAGAGCGACGGCCAGUUCCUGGUGCACUGCCAGGACUGUGCCAGGAAGGCCAGCCCGUCUCUGGACAACUUUGUAGUGCUGAACCAGUACACCACGGAGGAGCUGGUGCAAAUCUACGACACCUUCAAGCUGCAGAAC
This is a messenger RNA of Aplysia californica (California sea hare), 2320 nucleotides long. RefSeq names its product lysine-specific demethylase 6A. The record is from RefSeq and is a predicted model, not a curated record. Gene Ontology annotation, cellular component: MLL3/4 complex. Gene Ontology annotation, molecular function: RNA polymerase II cis-regulatory region sequence-specific DNA binding; histone H3K27me2/H3K27me3 demethylase activity; chromatin DNA binding. Gene Ontology annotation, biological process: regulation of gene expression. NCBI's taxonomy places the organism in Eukaryota, Metazoa, Mollusca, Gastropoda, Aplysiida, Aplysiidae.